AUGAGCGGCUUCAAGGAUAUUAUGAAAGAUGGCUGGCACCCGAAAGCCAAAGACGGGAAAAAGGAAAGCUGGCGGAACGACUUCAAGGGCAUCAACCAGGUGGCCGGAUGGAUGGGCAAAGGGAGGGAUAAGGACGAUGAAAGAGAAACGCAUGUUGCGCGGCCCAUCUCAACACUCAAGGACCCGUCGAACUUCGCUCCGCCGCCCAAACACGUCAAAUACCACGGUGCCUCCGCCCUGUCGAACGAAACAACCUCGAAUCGCAGUGGAUUGGGCGCACCUUUGAGCCAGGCGGAAAUAAAUCAGCAGGAAUCUCACAGACAGCAGGCGAUAGAGGCGGAAGAGGAGGAGAGGAGACGAGAGGAGGAAGCUGCGAAACGGCCACCAGUGCCGUUUCGAGCAAACCGGACAGGCAUCGACCCAAGCACUCUUCCACCACCGCCCCGGCGAGUUGGUUCAGUUGCAGAAUCGGCACCAGCAUCUACGAGGCCUGUACCAAGACUUCCGCCCCGUGUACCACCUCGAACAAACACCUCCACGCCAGCUUCUCACUCCCCCUCUCCUCCUCCCGCGUACUCUCCCAGUCCAUCAGCUACAGAACAGUCACAGCCCUCGGAUGGGUAUGUAAACCAAGCUGCUACGUCGCGUCUGACCCAGGCGGGAGUAUCUGUUCCAUCGCUAGGUAUCGGUGCAAGACCCUCGAACCCAACCUCACCGUCAGCGGGCCAUGCGAACCAGGCGCCGGUGAACGAACUACAGGGUCGAUUCGCCCAGAUGAGAACCAACUCUGCAUCAUCCCCGUCGUCUGGACCGCCGCCAGCAGCACAGCAAACCCAAUCGCCAACUAGUUCUACUCCGAGUGUUGCAAACGCCAAGUCUGCGUUUAACGAUUUCCGGUCCAAGCAUAGUGACCAGAUUGAAUCUGGAAAGCAGAGAAUCACUGGGUUAAACCAGAAAUACGGGAUAACCGAACGGAUUAACAAUGCUGUGUCCAGCAAGUCCGCCAGCUCGGAGCAGGCUCCUCCUAUUCCUCCGCAUCCAAAUGCGGGCCGUCCAACAACAGCCUCUAGUACUGACAUCGGGUCUGUGGCCCAGCGAAAGGCGCCUCCACCGCCGCCGCCGCAGAAGAAAGCCGAGCUACGGGCAACGCCGGUCAAUACGGGAUCACCAGCACCACCUCCACUCCCUCUUAGUACUAAACCCCGCUGA
Messenger RNA from Aspergillus puulaauensis, 1209 nucleotides. RefSeq lists its product as uncharacterized. The record is from RefSeq and is a predicted model, not a curated record. Lineage: Eukaryota; Fungi; Ascomycota; Eurotiomycetes; Eurotiales; Aspergillaceae. Bases 1 to 1209 code for a protein of 402 amino acids. The transcript has 2 exons.